CACAGGCAGGACAAGCUCACAACAAGCUCAGCAGUUGGCUCAGAUUCUUCUCUUGAUGUAACAAAAGGGUUUCUGCAUAUGCUUGAGGAAUUACAGGUAUCAUUGAAAAUGAGUGAGACACCUUCUACUACCUUCUCCAUGGUUCAUCUGACUUCUUCUGAAGGUCAAGUUCAUUCCCCUCGCCAUUCAAACGUCACUCAUCCUGUAGUGGCCAAACGCAUCAGCUUCUACAAGAGCGGAGACCCCCAGUUUGGCGGUGUGAAGGUGGUGGUCAAUCCUCGUUCCUUUAAGACCUUCGACGCUUUGCUGGACAAUUUAUCCAGAAAGGUGCCCCUGCCCUUUGGGGUGAGGAAUAUCAGCACGCCCCGUGGAAGGCACAGCAUCACCAGGCUGGAGGAGCUGGAGGAUGGAGAGUCCUAUCUGUGCUCCCACAAUAGGAAGGUGCUUCCAGUUGACCUGGACAAGGCUCGCCGACGUCCCCGGCCCUGGCUCAGUAGCCGCUCUAUAAGUACUCACGUGCACCUCAGCUCUGCUGCUGCUGUGUCCACCACCGCUCCUGGCAUGCUCCGUGCUCCGAGGAGGCUCGUGGUCUUCCGGAAUGGUGACCCAAAGACCAGGCGUGUGGUCCUUCUCAGCCGGAGGGUUACUCAGAGCUUCGAGGCCUUUCUGCAGUACCUGACACAGGUCAUGCAGUGUCCGGUGGCCAAACUGUAUGCCACGGAUGGAAGAAAAGUUCCUAGUCUCCAGGCAGUGAUACUGAGCUCAGGAGCUGUGGUGGCAGCCGGAAGGGAGCCAUUUAAACCAGGAAAUUAUGACAUCCAAAAGUACUUGCUUCCUGCUAAGUUACCAGGGAUCUCUCAUCGUGUGCACCGGAAGGGUAAAGCUACGUUAGAAAAAAGAAAGAGUGGAAACUGGAAGGUUUCAGUAACCACGAGUGGCUUUCCAAAUGCAGGGACCAGCUCACAGGUUUAUAUUGUAUUAUAUGGACAAUGUAGAAGCUCAGUGCCUAUAUAUCUUUAUGGAAGAGAUGGGGCUCGGUUUCAGGACGGACAUGAAGACAUCUUUACUAUCACAGUUGGGGAUAUAGGAAAGCCAUUUAAGAUUCGUAUUGGCCACACUAAUUCUGGAUGCUCCCCUUCCUGGCACUGUAAGGGGAUAGAAUUGCAAAACAUGAAUUCUGGAGAAAAGUUUUAUAUUCCUGUUCAACGAUGGCUGGCACAGGAGCAAGAAGAUGGAGAAAUCUGCAGAGAAUUCCCAAUUUUAAGUAAAGGACAACCUGUCCUUCCAGUGACUAAAUAUGAGGUGUAUAUUACAACAGGUGAGCUCUGGAAUGCUGGAACUGUAGCAAAUGUCUACCUUUCUGUCUAUGGGGAAAAAGGAGAUACAGGAUCCAGGAAACUCUCUAGAUCAAAGAGCACUUUAAUGUUUUUAAGAGGACAAAUUGAUACCUUCUUCCUAGAGGCUGUAAAUCUUGGAAAUUUAUGCAAGAUUGUAAUAGGCCAUGAUGGACUUGGCCCAGGAAAUGGCUGGUUUCUUGAGGAUAUUGUGAUCAGAGAUCCCACUACCAACAAUGAGUAUGCCUUCUUCUGUCAUAGAUGGCUGGAUGAAGGAGAAGGUGACGGUAAAAUUGUCAGAGAAAUGUAUGCUAAGGAUAACACUAUCUUCUCUGUGAGGAAGAAGCUAGAACUUAAGAUAAAAGAAACAUGGGCAGCCGAGAGCUGGAAGUUCAUGAAAGGAAAUACUCUUCAGUUCUACAGCAAGCUUACUGGAGGGUUUGUCCGCCUGCAUCCAGAUGGUACAGUUGAUGCUGUUGGAGAGCAGACAGACAGAUAUGGUCUCUUUGAUGUGAUUUUCAACAAGGGGAAUUUAUGUAUUUUCCAAAGCCGUGAGAUGAGGCAUCUCUCCCUUGCCUUUGACAAUGGCAGUGCAGCUGGAAUGGCUAGUGGAGGAGCCCUCACCGAGCUGCGGGUGCUUUAUCAGCCCAACCGCUGUGCACUUCUUGAAUCAGCGCUGUGUCCUGGUCACACCCUGGUUGUUGAUCGUCAUGGAAAAGUAGCUGAUGAGUCAUCUGCAGGCUAUGCAGAGCUUUCCAAAGAAUUCUUGGUUUUUGUUAAGGGCGUAUUCCUCAACAGUGCUGUGGUUAUACUAGCUACAAGCUUGUGUCAGGCCCUGUGUCUACAGCCCAGUGGGACCUGCACUGGAGCAGGGAACCAGUCAGAACAAUCACACUGGAGAGUGCACAGAGUCAGCUCUGGCAUUUGCAUGUUUGAAAGUGUGAAAAACGCACGGAUGUAUCUGAGGAUUAAGGAUGGGCACUGUAAUGGAACAGGCACUGGAGAUACUGACUGUCAUUUUAAAAUCAAGAGGAACCUGGAAAAUGCAUCUAUAAGUCUGGAAUCUUUGAAGAGCCCAGGACUGUUUGUUGGACUUCAACCAGAUGGACAGGCAAAACCAGUCAUUUAUACUAAAGAUGAGAACGUUUGCUUCUACCCACGUGUCAUCCAGUUUGGCAGAGAAAACCCAAUGGGAAUGUCUGCAACACCCAGCCAAGGGGAAGACAAGAUCCAUCUGUCAAAACACCAGAAAGAAACACCAUUAGAAUCCAAGGCCAGACACCCCUCACCGUUGUUCUCAGAAAAAGAAAGCAGGCAUUCCCACAGUACUGAGACUCUUCUGUCAGAAGGUGAAUGGAAGGUGCUAGUGGUGACUGGAGAUACAGGGACACAGGCCAAUGUCACACUCUGGGUGUAUGGAGAUGAAGGAGUCACUGGACCAAUCAGUCUUACCAAGGACAGCCCAGAGCAGCUCUUCCUUCCAGGACAGAAGGAUGAGUUUCAGGUUGUUCUGAGCAGCAUUGGAGAAAUAUACAAGAUCAGGAUAGGUCAUGAUGGAACAAGUGGGCAGCCAGAGUGGAGCUUGCAGAGGGUAACAAUGGAACAUAUGAAGAGCAAGAAGACCCUAAAUUUUGUUGCAAAUGUGUGGCUGUCUCGGAAUCAGGCAGAUGGGGACAUUGUCUGUGAGCUUCCUGUAAUGAAAGAAGGAGGGCCUGUUUUUCCAUUAGUGAGAUACCACGUUGAUGUGUAUACUGGGCAGUUGAAACAAGCAGGAACAGAGUCUGAAGUCUCCCUCUGUCUCUAUGGGGAAAGGGGAGACUCUGGCCUUCGACUGCUGCACAGAUCCAAUAUGCCAAUGCGGUUUCAAAGAGGACAGAUUGAUACAUUUCAGAUAGAAGCAGUGUCUCUUGGAAACCUGCAGAAGGUGCUGUUGCACUGUGAGGCUAGUGACAAAGCCCAGUACUGGUACUGUGAGAAGGUCAUCGUCAAAGAUCCAGGCACUGCAUUAGAAUCCAUCUUCACCUGUGAAAGAUGGAUUCCCUUCAUGUCUCAAGGUUCAAUGCAUUCAGAAAUUGAACUUUAUUGUCAAGGUGAGGAUUAAGAAAACUGGCAGUAGAAGAAGGCACAAGAGGCUUUUGUUACAACUGGACAUCAUGGAAGAUGACCUCCCAAUUGUCCCAGAAUGUCCCCGUUGCUAGUGUGACAUGGACAGAUAUUCCAAUGUUCCGUACAGAGGAAAUACAAAUAUGUGGAAGUGUGUCUUGGUGAUGUUUUAUGCACCCCCAUACAGUGUUAGGAAUCAGCUGAAGGAUUUCUCACUGUUAAAGAGUUUGAACUCACCCUAUUUGUUGUUUCUCUCACUUAUAAUGUAAUCAAACAGAUCUAAUAUUAACUUUACUUCACUUUUACUUUUGCAGAAAUGCAAAUAAAUCAUCCUCCUAAAAUACAAGAGGAAGCAAAUGGUAAA
Peromyscus leucopus (white-footed mouse) is the source of this 3801-nucleotide messenger RNA. RefSeq names its product RP1 axonemal microtubule associated (gene Rp1). Lineage: Eukaryota; Metazoa; Chordata; Mammalia; Rodentia; Cricetidae. The transcript has 23 exons. Bases 79 to 3435 code for a protein of 1118 amino acids. Gene Ontology annotation, biological process: intracellular signal transduction. The record is from RefSeq and is a predicted model, not a curated record. Gene Ontology annotation, molecular function: protein binding.